Messenger RNA from Coturnix japonica (Japanese quail), 516 nucleotides. The record is from RefSeq and is a predicted model, not a curated record. Lineage: Eukaryota; Metazoa; Chordata; Aves; Galliformes; Phasianidae.
AUGGGGGGGUCAGGCCGAGCCCUGGCAGCUCCAUGUUCCAUUGCAGUGUUUGGGACGUACACAGACGUGACCCCCCGGCAGUUCUUCAAUGUGCAGCUGGACACCGAGUACCGGAAGCAGUGGGACUCGCUGGUCAUUAAACUGGACGUUAUUGAGAGGGACGCGGCCACGGGCUCCGAGGUGAUUCACUGGGUCACACACUUCCCGUACCCCAUGUAUUCCCGUGACUACGUGUACGUGCGUCGCUACCGCGUGGACAAGGAGAACAACCUGAUGGUGCUGGUGUCCAGGUGGGUGGUUCUGACCCACACUGAACUCAAUGGGGCUGGAUGGAUGGAUCCCGUCUGCUCUGCUCUCAGCUGCCCCAAAAGCCCCGGGGUCCAUUUGGGGUCAUGGGGAGGGCCGUGGGUCCGCGCCCUCCCCCCCCUCAAUGCUUUGGCUGCCUUGCCCCCCUCCCUUAAAGCUGUCGGACACGUCGUCCCAUGUGCAAUAAAAGCUCCACCGCGCCUCAUUUAG